Messenger RNA from Solanum stenotomum, 951 nucleotides. RefSeq names its product probable glutathione S-transferase. The transcript is spliced from 2 exons. The coding region runs from base 89 to 754 and encodes 221 amino acids. Gene Ontology annotation, biological process: glutathione metabolic process. NCBI's taxonomy places the organism in Eukaryota, Viridiplantae, Streptophyta, Magnoliopsida, Solanales, Solanaceae. Gene Ontology annotation, cellular component: cytoplasm. Gene Ontology annotation, molecular function: glutathione transferase activity. The record is from RefSeq and is a predicted model, not a curated record.
UCUUGACUAUAAAAGAUACAAGCAAAUCAAUUGUGUAACUAUUUCUUAUACUUGUUAACACAAUUUGAGUUUUUCUUAUAGUAUAGUAAUGGAGAAUGAUGAGGUGAUUCUACUGGAUUUCUGGCCUAGCAUGUUUGGCAUGAGGGUCAGAGUUGCAUUAGCUGAAAAGGCGAUCGAAUACGAGUAUAAGGAAGAAGACUUGUUUAGCUCUAAAAGUACUCUUUUACUGAAGAUGAAUCCAAUACACAAGAAGAUCCCAGUUUUGAUUCACAAUGGAAAACCUGUUUGUGAGUCUUUCGUUGUUGUUGAGUAUAUCGAUGAGGUAUGGAAGGAUAAAGCUCCUCUGUUACCUUCUGAUCCUUAUGAGAGAUCACAAGCCAGGUUUUGGGCUAGCUAUACUGAUAAGUUGUAUGAUUUCGGGAGAAGAGUAUGGACAGUCAAAAGAGAAGAGUUUGCGGAAGGUAAGAAGGACCUCAUCGAUCCACUCAAGUUACUAGAGGAAGCUGCACUGGGAGAUAAGCCUUACUUCGGAGGGGAAAGUUUUGGUUUCGUGGAUAUCGCCCUGAUUGGAUUCUACAGCUGGUUUUAUACGUACGAGACCAUUUGUAACUUCAGCAUAGAGGCUGAGUGCCCGAAGAUUGCUGCUUGGGGCAAGAGAUGCAUGAAGAGGGAGAGUGUCUCGAAAUCUCUACCUGACUCUCAUAAGAUCUAUGAGGUAGUAAUUGAAUUUAGAAAGAAAUCUGGAUUAGAUUAAACAUGUUUCAUUUGCUUCAUAAUACACGAAAGGCACUUAGUUCUGCCUUGUCGAAAAAUAGUUUCAGAGUUGAAGGAAUAAAGACAAUCGCCAAGCGUUGGCUUGUGGAGUGUCAGUAUUGUCUGUGUAGUUCUUCUGUUGCUUCUUCUUGGACAUCAAGAUAUGAAUAAUAUAAACAGAUGUUGUGUUCUUCCUAA